Nezara viridula (southern green stink bug) is the source of this 2478-nucleotide messenger RNA. The record is from the annotation of a GenBank genome assembly. NCBI's taxonomy places the organism in Eukaryota, Metazoa, Arthropoda, Insecta, Hemiptera, Pentatomidae.
AUGGAGGAUGGGGGUAAAAGUAAUGAUAAGAAGUCUUGGACGGAAUUAAAGUAUACAUUGUGUGAAUUGCGUCGUCAUUUAGCAUCAAUAUCGACUGUAGUUCCAACAUCUAUUUCUUUCCGAACUUUAUCAGAUGGUUCUACACGAAUAUUUUUUUUGGGAACUCUUACAAAUGGUUGGGAAACAACCCUUCAUUAUGCCGAUAUACCUGGAGAAGAAACCCGGGUAAUGGGUAAACUUCACUGGCAACAGCUCUUGGAAUUCAAUUUUCAAAAUACACCUUCAAUAAACCGCUCCACUAGAGAAGAGCAACUAUUGCUGGAAAGGAAACGGUUGACCACUUGGGGUAUAACAUCUUAUGAGUUACAUCCUAGUUCUGGAAAAAUUGUCUUUCCUGCAGCUGGAACACUAUAUCAGUGUAUAGACAAUCCACACAGGAACGGACCAUUAUUUCCUUCAGAACUUAGGACUGGAACUCUAGGUGCCAAGUUAAAUCCUCUCAUUUGCCCUUCAAAUCCUGAUCUGGUGGCAUUUGUUUCAAACUGUGAUAUAUGGGUGGCUCAUGAACCCUCUGGAAUAUCAGAGCGUUUGACGUUUUCUCACAGAGGAGGUAGAAACAUCGCUGAUGAUCCAUUAUCAUCUGGAAAUCCCUCAUACGUAAUCCAGGAAGAGUUCAAUCGUUAUCAGGGUCUUUGGUGGCAGCCAGAUUCCAAAGAUGGACUUUACAGGAUCCUGUAUGAGGAAGUUGAUGACAGCGAAGUUAAUAUUUAUACUUUCCCUUCUUCUACCUACCUGCCGAAUGGUGAAGUUGAACAAUAUAGGUUCCCACGAGCUGGAUCUCCAAAUUCCAAAUCAAACUUUAAAUUGAUUGAAUUGACUGUUAGUGAAAACGAAAUAUUGAGGUCACGAAUUUUGGAAUUAGGGCAGCCUAUAUCCCAGAUGUUUCCUUGGGUUGAGUACAUUGUUAGAGCUGGAUGGACGCCUGAUUCAAACUAUAUAUGGUUAGAGCUGCUGGAUAGAAGACAGAAAAGAUUAGAACUUGUUGUGAUACCUUUAGAGUGUUUUGUUGAACCUCCUCCAAAUGUUUACUCUCGUUUAGACGGAAGACUUGACGAUCCAGGGUCACCUCUUGUCCAUGUUGUUGCAAGACAGACAUCAGAUAUAUGGAUAAACGUGAGUGAUUUAUUAUAUAUAAUGCCAACCAUGGAGGGUGGAAAAAUGACAUUUAUUUGGGCAAGUGAGGAAACAGGUUUUCGGCAUCUUUAUCUGGUAACCGCUCAUCUUUCAUCAAUCAGCAAUGGAAUCGAUGCUACAUUCGAUGACAGUGAAAUGAAGUGUCGAAGUACGUCAGUUGUUGCUUUAACUUCUGGAGACUGGGCAGUUUUAGAUGAAGGUCUUUGGGUUGAUUCUGAAAGGGGGCUUGUUUAUUUUACUGGACUUAAGGAGACACCACUUGAAAAACACCUCUACGUUGUUUCUAUUUAUUAUCCUGGACAAGUGAGGCUAUUGACUCAUACUGGAUUUUCAUAUAAAGUGGAAAUUAAUGCAGACUGUUCUAUAUGUGUGGCUACGUAUUCAAAUAUUAAAAAAUUACCGGCUUGUUUAGUAUUCAGGAUUACUCAUACUGAUGCAACUGUUGAUGGCAUUACUCUAACUCCUAUUGGGCAUCUAGUUGAACCUCAAGUUCCUGAAAAUCCAGUUCCUUCACCUGAUUUGUAUAGUCAUGAAAUCUCAUCGGGUGAUGUUCUUUAUGCAAUGGUCUUACGUCCAUAUAAUGCAGUUCCUGGACAGAAAUACCCAACUGUUUUGAAUGUCUAUGGAGGACCAGAAGUUCAAGUUGUCACCAAUACUUUCAAGGACUUGAGGUAUCUCAGACUUCAUAUGCUGGCAUCUCAAGGGUAUUGUGUCAUCGCUAUUGAUUCUCGAGGUUCAUAUCACAGAGGUUUAGCCUUUGAAUCACACAUCAAGCACAGAAUGGGAACAGUUGAAUUAGAAGACCAAAUUGAAAUGUUGAUGUGGCUCUCCAAAGAAGUGUGUCUUAUUGAUAUCUCUCGAGUAGCCAUAUUUGGAUGGUCAUAUGGUGGAUAUUUGAGCCUCAUGGGUCUUGCUCAGCAUCCUGAUGUUUUCAAAGUUGCAGUAGCUGGUGCUCCAGUCACCUCUUGGGCUCUUUACGAUACAGGAUAUACAGAAAGAUAUAUGGAUCUACCUAACAACAAUCCUCAAGGUUAUAAAAAUGGUUCAAUUUUGACUUAUGUCAAUCAGUUUCCUGAUGAAGAAAAUCGAUUAUUAAUUGUUCAUGGACUUCUUGAUGAAAACGUCCAUUUUACACACACUAGUUCUCUUAUUAGCCAGCUUGUAAGAAGAGGAAAACCCUAUCAGCUGCAGGUUUAUCCCACUGAAAGACACAGCCUAAGAUCCCUCGAUGCUAGUAAACAUUAUGAAACAAUGCUUUUAUCAUUUCUUCAGAAGAACCUGUAA